Molecule: messenger RNA, 1404 nt
Organism: Fragaria vesca subsp. vesca
Lineage: Eukaryota; Viridiplantae; Streptophyta; Magnoliopsida; Rosales; Rosaceae
Product: UPF0481 protein At3g47200-like
Exons: 1
Coding region: 1-1404 (467 amino acids)
Source: RefSeq, a predicted model, not a curated record
AUGGCAAGUGGGAAUGAUAUAGAAAAGGGUCAAGUGAAUGGAAGCGAUUCAAUUAAUGCAGAACGCGGAGGCAUAAAUGUUGGACAAUUGAAAUUCACCUUAAACACAAGCCUUUGGGAGGCCGACUCACCUUUGCCUUUUUCAUGUUGCAUCUUCAGAGUCCCCGAGGUUCUACGACGACGAAAGGUACAAGCAUACGAACCUGACAUAGUCUCAAUCGGACCCCUUCACCGUAGUGCUGAUCCAAAAUUCAAACUUGUGGAAAAGGUGAAAGAAUGGUAUCUAAAAUGCCUUCUCGAGCGUCCGACGACAACAAUAACCUUGGAUAGCUUGAUCGAAGGCAUGAAGGAACUUGAAAGAGAAGCCCGAGGUCGCUAUUCAGACCCACGCAAUGAUCUUGACCAAAACGACUUCAUACGGAUGCUCAUACUCGACGGUUGUUUCUUGAUAGAAUUGUUUCGGAAGGCACGUGAUGAAAGUCGACAAGAUUAUGACGACCCCAUUUUCAACGCGCCUUGUAUGCUCGAGUAUCUAUACCAUGAUCUUCUGUUGCUAGAAAAUCAGCUUCCUUGGUCUGUGCUUAAGUAUUUCUAUGACCUAAUCGAGAGCGGUAACCCUGGGGCUGAACCCCUCAGUAAAGUGGUGAUUGACUUCUUCAGAGAUUCAGUGGCUGAUCCUAGCAUUUUCAGCGACCGCAAAUCCGAAUCUACUCCUGAGAUUCUUCACAUUGUUGAUCUAAUCAGAACUUCUCUCGUUCAGGAACAUAAAGACGAACCUGAUGAAGACCCGAAGGCAGCUCCCCUCCCAUCAAACCACUUGCCACAGAGGAUACCUAGUGCUGCUACUCUUACAGAAGCAGGCGUUACAUUUAGAAUACCCAAAGAACCCAAGGCAGGUUCGCCAGGAGGUUGCAUACUGAACAUAACGUUCAAAGACGGCGUGUUCAGCAUUCCUCCUCUGGCUAUCGAUGAGAGGACAGAUCCUUUGUUCAGGAACCUCAUGGCCUACGAGCAGUGUUAUCACAGUUGCACCCACAAGAUAACAUCCUACGCGGUUUUGAUGGAUAAUCUCAUUGAUACGGCAAAGGACGUGGAUCUUCUAUGUGAGAAAGGGAUAGUAGCCAACUGGUUGAGUUCUGAGGAUGCUUCCAAGUUCUUCAACGAUCUAUACGAUAAUACUACAGUCAUCGACUUUGUCUACAAGAGACUCUGCACGAGGGUGAAUGACUAUCACAGAUCUGCAUGGAUGAGGAGAACAUGGAUCAGGUGGAAAAACAAAUUGAGAAGUGAUUAUUUUGAUACACCAUGGUCGACCAUCUCUUUCUUUGCAGCUUUUGUGCUCCUGGUCCUCACCUUCUUGCAGACCGUAUACACAAUCCAGCAAUACCGUCAUUCUCCUAAUUAA